Cylicocyclus nassatus is the source of this 545-nucleotide messenger RNA. The record is from the annotation of a GenBank genome assembly. NCBI's taxonomy places the organism in Eukaryota, Metazoa, Nematoda, Chromadorea, Rhabditida, Strongylidae.
CAUUUUCUGCAUCCAGUUGUGGUAGUAUGGCAGUGCGCGUUUUCCUCGAUCCUCUGGUGAAUCUCAUUUCUGUGGCUAGUGUAGUAUGGGUUGUAGCGCGAUGUUUCGUGAUGACUGGUGGAAAGGACGCAGAUACAUCUCAUGCUCACCAAUACACAGAUAUGAAAUGGGUUAGUGCGUUGUCCAUAUUAAUCAUUUUGCUAAACGUGAUAGCAAAUGUCGUGAAGAUAUUCGACUCUCGUUUUUUGUGGCCUUUCACAUUGCCCUCGUAUGUUCUUAUCCAGACUGUACUCAUUGUCUGCGAGUUGACUAUCACUGCGAUUGUAUACGCGAGCGCAGACAGUAAUGCUGCAACUAGUUUCCAUGCGGAUCUCUGUUAUAUCGCAAUUCUGAUCGCUUUUAUGGAGACUACGGCUUAUGUGUUGCAUCGAUCGAUUCGGACUCAAGAAUAUGACGCUAUGAAAAAGAGUUUCUAAUCAAACAACCAUUAAAACACUAAAAAUCGGGUUCAUGCCUCAAUUAUAAUAUUGUUUAGCAAGUAUCAA